Penicillium cinerascens is the source of this 1731-nucleotide messenger RNA. Its product is annotated as alpha-amylase. The transcript is spliced from 8 exons. The record is from RefSeq and is a predicted model, not a curated record. NCBI's taxonomy places the organism in Eukaryota, Fungi, Ascomycota, Eurotiomycetes, Eurotiales, Aspergillaceae. Gene Ontology annotation, molecular function: calcium ion binding; alpha-amylase activity. The coding region runs from base 1 to 1731 and encodes 576 amino acids. Gene Ontology annotation, biological process: carbohydrate metabolic process.
AUGACUACUGCUCAAGAACACAAGAUUAUUCCCAGCGUCGCCCUCUAUCCGCACUUCGUCUUUGCUGAUGCAUGCUUCCUGUCCGGCCCUGCUUCUCGAAACCUCUUAUCAUCUCCUGUCCGAUAUCUCGAGGAUCAUCUGAUAAGACACGUGGUUGCCGGUUUGAUGCUGUCGUUUCUCAACUGCUGUUUGAAGAUGCGUCGGAAGAUCACCCAGUGGAAAGAAAUCGAAGGUCGGUCGGUGACUUUGCAAUUGUGCUUAACUCACUUCAGAUGUUCAUAUGAAAUCUCUUUAGAUGCAGCAAGGGACCAGGAAAAGUCCCUAAAAUGGAUUGCGCCCGAAAACAAGUUGAUGAUGCAGGGCUUCGAAUGGCACGUUCCAGCUGACCAACGCCACUGGAAGCGCCUUAGAAAGGCUCUGUCCAGUCUUAAGAGUGCUGGAGUGGACAAUAUCUGGAUUCCCCCCGGCUGUAAAGGGAUGGAUCCAUCUGGAGCCGGAUACGAUGUUUACGAUCUAGCCACUCGCUGGGGUCCGAAGGAGGACUUACAGGAGCUUGUGCUGGCUGCACAACAUCACGAGAUGGGAAUUUAUUGGGACACAGUCUUGAACCACAAGGCCGGUGCGGACUCCAUCGAAAAGUUCACUGCCGUGAAGGUUGACCCCGGGGGCGGUUGGGUCGGGUUUGAGUUUGCCGGUCGCGGAGGGAAGUACAGCUCUAUGAAAUACCACUAUGAGCAUUUUACUGGAGUCGAUUGGGAUGACUUGCAGAAGGAGGGGGCUAUAUACAAGAUUGUUGGCCCUCGGAAAGACUGGGCUACAGAUGUUAGCGACGAGCAUGGCAACUACGACUAUUUGAUGUUUGCUGACCUGGACCACACCCACCCUGAAGUCCGCGCCGAUAUUUUUAAAUGGGCGGAAUGGCUGGGAAGCCAGCUACCAAUUAGCGGCAUGCGAAUCGAUGCAGCGAAACAUUAUUCGGCUGCUUUUCAAAGGGACUUUGUGGAUCAUCUACGGCAAACGAUUGGCGCUGAUUACUUCUUAGUAGGGGAGUACUGGAGAGGAGAGGUGAAUAUGCUUCUCAGCUUCCUCAAAUUGAUGGAAAAUAAAGUCUCGCUAUUUGACGUACCUCUGCUAGGGCGAUUUUCAGUCCUUUCCAAGGCAGAGGGGAGUGAUCUGCGCAAGAUAUUUAGAGGCACUUUGGUGGAACAGUGUCCAUCGCACGCAGUAACAUUUGUGGGCAACCAUGAUACGACAAUCAUCGCACCGUUCUUCAAGCCCAUGGCCUAUGCAUUGAUCCUUCUUCGCAGCCAAGGUCAGCCGUGUGUCUUCUACGGUGACCUCUAUGGGCUACUAGGUGACCCAACUUCCCCUUGCGUACCCUCUUGCAAUGGAAAACUCCCGAUUUUGAUGCGUACUCGAAAGCUAUAUGCUUAUGGGGAACAACAUGAUUACUUCGACAAGAAAAACUGCAUUGGGUUUGUGCGCUACGGAAAUAUCUGUCGUCCUUUCGGCCUGGCAUGCAUUAUUAGCAACACCAUCGCAACCCAUAAGCGAAUGUACGUAGGUGUCCACCAUGCAGGGGAGGAAUGGACCGAUGUGCUCGAAUGGUGCUUGGUGACCGUCAUUAUUGAUAGUUGUGGAUAUGGUAUAUUUCCGGUCGCUGCAAAGAGUCUUGGUGUUUGGGUAAACGCCAAAGCUAAAGGAAGGAAGAGCCUGUCCGAUCCAUUGUAA